Pelagomonas calceolata is the source of this 2337-nucleotide messenger RNA. Lineage: Eukaryota; Pelagophyceae; Pelagomonadales; Pelagomonadaceae. The record is from the annotation of a GenBank genome assembly.
GCCGGCCGGCCGCCGCGCGCCAAACGGGCAACCACAGGGUUCGAAGCUGGCGCAGGGCUGCAGAAAUAUAGCGCUUUUGCAAGUCGUGCAUAGUUCUCUCGCAGAGCGGUAGCCGCUGGGCCACAAAAAUACAGACUGCUCAGGCAGGGCUCCACCACAAAGCAAGCGAUGCCGCCCAGCUUCAAAAGCAAACACCCGCCCCCCGAGCCAUCACCCUGGAUCACCUCCGCGCUCAUCGAGGAGACGACGGGCGUCGGCGUCGACGAGCACAACUGCCUCGACGACCUCGAGAUCUUGUUUGCUCCGUUAAACCAGGCCGCGCCUUCCGCGAACGACCACUCCAACGGCCACACGGUCGGUCUCGCGAGAUGCGCUCGGUUAAGGCGGUUAUCACUGGUCGACUGUGGGUUGGUGAAACUCGGUUGUUUGCAACCAAUAGCCCACACUUUGGAAAGGCUGUGCGUUGCAGAUCAAAAACUAACAUCCCUCAAAGACCUCGGGAGUCUCCCGCAAUUACGAUGGCUCUACGCCCAACAGAAUAACAUAUCGAGAAUCGAAGGAUUAGACGAAUGUCCUCGCCUAAGGGCUCUAUGGUUAUUUGAUAACUCCAUACAGCGCUGCGAGGGCUUAACUGAACUUGCUGAAUUGAGAGAAUUAUGGUUACAAAAUAACAAGAUGAAGCGAUUGGGUGGCUUGGAAGCGUUGACGGCGUUGAGAGAUCUCCAGCUAGCCGGCAACCCGAUUUCCGACUAUCGAGACCUACCGAGACUGGCGCGCUUACCUUCCCUAGAGAGUGUGGGUUUCCGGGACGCGCAUUUUGGAAGUUGUCCCAUCGCGGAACGGGAAGGGUAUCGGGACGCGGUGUUGGGUGCUCUGCGACACGUCACUUCAUUAGAUGCCUCGGAAGUGACGAGACAAGACAGGCACCGCGCGAGAGACGCGCACUUGGAGAACGUCCUCGAGUUCCACGAGAAGGUCGACGCGCUGCAGCGGGAACAUAGGGACGAUGCUGCGGCCAUCGAGGCGCGAAGACGGCGUUCGUCAGCACACGCUCGUUCGCUGGAUGGGGAGAUGCGCCUGGCCUUUGCGGAGUUGGAAAGGUUGGUCGACGAAGGGAGGCAAGCGGUCAAAGCCGAGCACGCGAAACAUAGGCGGGCUAGAGCUCUUGCGCAGCGGUCCCUGGAUGCGGCGUUGGCUGCGGCCUUGGCGGAGCACGCUCUGGCCUGCGACGACGCGUCGCACAAGGCUGAUCGUCGCGAGAGACGAGACGAAUGUGCUCUGUUAGCUCUGGAGCGUCGAGCAAAAGGUGAACGUAGAAUAGCUUUAGUGAUCGCGUCAUUACAGUACGGCGGGCCGCGCUUUACUUCUAACAGAGGAGACCCUCCGCAACAAUUGCCUCCCGCAAAAGUGGCCUGCCAGCUGCUCGGAGAGCACUCGCCGGAUUUCCGCUGGCUCGACGCGAGGUUACGAGAACAGCCGAAGGGCGACGCCGACCCCUUGUGUCUGUUGCGGGCCUAUCGCGUUUCUAGAAGGGACGAGGCGUUGCCCGACGGCAAGUGCUGGUUUUUGAGGGGCGACGCGGCACUAAUUGAGGACGCCGUCCGAGGAGAUGUGAAGGACGGACUCGUGUUGUACGCGUCGGCCUCCCAGGCCUGCGCUGCGUUCCGUUCAUCGUCUUCAUCAGUAUCGGCGCCGCAGAAAGGUGGCGACGCCGUCGACCUCCUCGAAGGGUCUUCUGACGACGAGUCCGACGACGAGUCGCCCGAGACGCUCUGGGACGAAUGUAAAGAGGACGAUGCUGCACUAUCAUCGAGCGACGCGGCCGGGUCCCUCGCAUUGCUCCUGCUGUGUCGGGAGGUCGACGCCGCGUCGGGCGGCGACAAUGCGACGAAGCGGAAUCUGCUCAUGGCCGCGGAAGCUUCCGCCCAGAAGUUCGUCGGCGGCCAGGCCUACAAGUCGUCGGACUUACUCGCGACGCCUGCCGGUUUGACGGGUGUGGCCGUCGAGCACGUCCUGCUGUGCGGCUCGGGUUUAUGUAGUAGAGAUCAAAGAGCUCUAGAAGCGGAUUUACAUGAUGACGGCGCCGUCGGCGGGCCGACCGACGCGCUACUCGAUGCUUUAGCGGCGCGCGUGCGAGCCGAGGUCGAGGGCCACCGGCAGCGCGUCGCGCGCGACCUCGAGCCGGCGGCCGUCGACCAGUUGAGGGAGGCGGACGCGGAUUUAGCUGAUCGCGAGGACCAGCUCCGGAAGACGCGCGCGCGGAUCCAGUCGGAGCGUUCCGCGCAGGAGACGAUCCUGCGCUCGUUUAGGGAGCCGGCCUAACGAUAUUUUGACUUA